GAGGCGCGAAUGCAGCUCGAAAUACGAACGAUGCUACAGGCCUCAAUUGACGACGCGCUGGAACAACUACGAAUCCUUACUGAGGAUCUGCAUGCCCUGAAUAUUCAAAUGCGGGAGAAGGUGGAAGCUCGGGACAUUGACAUUGAGCAGUAUAACCGCAAUGAGAAGUCCGGGCAAAUCGGCUUCAAACCAUUUUGUGAGAGGGAGGAAGAGGGUCGAGCACCCUUGACGACUGCUAUCUUCCACCUGCGAAUUGUAAGGGUGCGGCAUCCUAAGGAACCCUCGAAGCCCUGCUAG
This is a messenger RNA of Dibothriocephalus latus, 297 nucleotides long. The record is from the annotation of a GenBank genome assembly. Lineage: Eukaryota; Metazoa; Platyhelminthes; Cestoda; Diphyllobothriidea; Diphyllobothriidae.